AUGAAGCCAGAUAGUCCAACAGCCACAAACCCUAUUACAUUGAGAUAUGCAGAACAAACAUUACCCACAGAUUUCAACUCUGCACUCCCGAAGUUUUCUUUGAAAUUCCCGAGUAAAUCGAUUGAGGCGGCUUAUAAAGAAGCAGUGAUAUUCGGUCGCACAGAAUCUAAAGCAUCAUAUGAAAAUCCUUAUAUUCUAUAUAAAUUAUAUAAUGCCCACAAUUCCAAGAGUAUAAGUCAUUAUUAUUAAAAAAUAUCCUGCUCUUAUUAAACAUAAAAAAUAAAUAUUAUUAUCUUGGCUUACAUCAAGACACAACUUUUUUAUGUGCUAUUAUGGAAUAGUAUUUCUCUAUAUAUUAUUUUAUAUUUUCAACUAUGUGGCUGAUCAUGCCACACAAGAAAUUUUCAAAUUCCAAAUGUGCUUUAUGCUUGCAAUCGUGUUUAUCAAUUCAUGCACCUUUCUAUUGGCCUUUUUAGGAAGAUUUUUAAGUAGGUUCAGAUCUGAUCUACUACAAUUCACGCAUAUCUCUACAGCUCUUGCCUUAAUUCUGAACGAUACCUAUGUUCAAGAAUUGAUCUUUGAUGAUGGCACAAGUAACUGUUUUUCAAGUAUGUUUGGUCUAACUGUGAUGCUAGCAGUGUCACGGUUUAUUUUGCAUACCAAUUAUUUGGAAUAUGCAUUCUGAAGUGCAAUAAUCGGCAUAAUUUUCCUAGUAAUUAGUUUGCAGACUGAAAAACCAGUCGAAAUCACACUAUUUGAAUCUGGAUGCUACAUGAUUAUGGUAAUCUUUGAGACUCGGAACUUCUAUAAAGAAGAAGUCCAAGUGCGAAGCAAUUUCAACACUAUUAAAAGUUCUGCCACAGCUCCUGAAACCGAUUUAAAAAAACCUGAGGAAGAAAAACCUAAAACAGAAAUUGAAGAAGUAAUGAUUGGUGUAAAAGAUUCGAUAGUUGCCAUCCAAACAAUGAUCACUAAAUCCUCGUCAGAAAACCAGCCGAAGCUUUCACAAGUUUUUGAUAUUUAAUUUUCCUAUAAAUAGCCUAUUAAAAAAAUUUUAAAAAGAAAAAUAAUAAUUCAUGGAAGAUUGGAAUAAUUUAAAUAAAGUUAUGAAGCUAAUAGGCUCAAAAGCAAAUAUUUAUUAUUCCGGAAACAUGUCAAAUGACUGUGGAUUUUUGACAGUGUACAUUUCAUCGAAAUCCAUUUGGUCGAAAAUUUUUGAUAGUGCCGACAUUUGGCCGAAAAUUAACGGUUUUUUUUUUAGGUCAAAUGUCUCACUAUCAAAAAUUUUCGAUCAAUUUUCGGUGAAAUGGACACUAUCAAAAAGGCAAAGUCAUUUGACCUACACCCAUUUAUUCCUCUGAUAUUGAAGUUAUAACUAAAGGACUCGAUAAAGAAGACCAACUUUUUAUACAGCAAACCUGGAGCAACCAUAAUAGACUAGAAGUGAGAAGACCAAAAAAAUUCAGGACAUUAAAAACAUCCGAAGUCGCUGUAAAAUAUGACGUUGAUGAAUUAAUCGGAAUACUUAAACAGGUGGGAAAACAAUGAAAUUUCAACACAUUUUUCUUAAAAGAUUGCACAGAUGGCAGGCCACUUGUGAUUAUUGGGAAAUAUUGCAUACAGAAAUACAGGCUUGAUGAAGCCUUUAAUUUAGACGAGGAUUUAUAUAUAUAAUUUUUAUCAAAAAUUUGCCUAUAAAAAAAUCAUCCUUUUUUUCCAUUGGAAAACUACAGGAAAUUCAUAAUAACUUUUCUAGAAGAUCUAGAAAUAAAAUAUAAGAAAAAUCCUUACCAUAACUCCUCACACGCAGCCGAUGUUUUGGCUUCUUUUAUUUAUUUUGUAAGCAAAUCCAGACUGGCUGAAUAUCUUACUGAAAUAGAAAUCCUUACAUCAGUUAUCGCGAAUUUAGGGCACGAUGUAGGACACCCUGGGUAUACUAAUCGUUUUCUUAUUAAUAAAAGAGACAAUUUGGCAAUAAGGUAUAACGACGUUUCAGUACUAGAAAAUAUGCACUCGUCAAUAGUGUUUCAAUUAAUGCAAGAAGAAAAUAAAAAUAUACUAAAAAGCCUGGAUGCUGAGCACUGGUGUGUGGCCAGAAAGCAGAUAAUUGAUAUGAUUUUAGCUACGGAUAUGGGAAGACAUUUUGAGCUUCUUGGGCAGUUUAGAGCCAAAACGAUGAAUAAUUCGUCAAAGCCUUUAGACACCCCUGAACAAAGGAUGGAUGUUAUGAAAAUUAGCAUAAAAGCAGCUGAUAUAGGCCACGCAGCAAAAAUUUUGGAAAUCCAUGAGAGAUGGACUCUUCUUGUAUGUGAAGAGUUCUUUACCCAAGGAGACUUGGAAAAGAAAAACAACUUGCCAGUGUCAAUGUACUGUGACAGGGAAACAACAGAUGUAUCAAAAUCACAAGCUGGGUUUAUCAAAAAUAUUGCAAUGCCGCUCUAUAUGGCAUUAAAUGACUAUUUGGAAUCACAAGAUAUAGAAAACUGCUGUAUCCAGCAGCUAUAAUUAUUUUAAUUAAUUAUAAUUCAAAAUAUCAAGGAUAUUUUUCUAUUUCUAAUAAAAAAUAAAUAGUAAGCUACCUAAUAUAAAAGGCUAUUUAAAUUAUCACAAUAUAAGAUUUAACCUGGAACAUUGGGAAAACAGCUACAAGAGAUAUCGCCAAGUAACCACCUGUGAUGAUGAAGUUCCUAAAUCUGAGUACGAAGAUCUAAUUAAAAGGUACAAACGACAAAAAAGAUGCGGAACACAAGCCCCCAGAAGGAGCGAUAUCGAAGUUGAAGAAGUUGUCUAA
Blepharisma stoltei is the source of this 2791-nucleotide messenger RNA. The record is from the annotation of a GenBank genome assembly. Lineage: Eukaryota; Ciliophora; Heterotrichea; Heterotrichida; Blepharismidae.